CUCAACUUUGCUUUCUGCUGCCAAAGAACUGGCGAUGGAUCAGAACCAGUGGCGAGAACGAAAGACGUCCAUCCACCUCAGUCAAGCCAAAGAGCAAAUAUUCGGUCCGAACGCAUGGUAUCCGUUUCGUGGUCUAACUGAGGAAUUCAAGCGACGUUUAGCUGUCUAUCCAUCGGACUUUAUCGAUGGCAUCAAUGGUCAUCGUACGAUGCAAAAGCUCUUCUCUACGGUUGUUUUCCUCUAUUUUGCAUGUCUUCUGCCAGCUAUUGCCUUUGGAGUGCUCAACGAUGACAAUACUAAUGGCGGAAUCAAUGUUAGGAAAGUGAUCAUUGCUCAAGCUAUUGGUGGUAUUUUCUUCUCGUUGUUUGGCGGUCAACCGAUGAUUAUUUUGCUCACUACCGUACCAUUAGCAAUAUACAUUAAAGUGAUUUACAAAAUCUCCGAAGAACUUGGUUAUGAUUUUUUUGCUAUGUACGCAUGUGUCGGUUUAUUCUGUCAAAUGUUUCUUGUAUUAUAUUCGGCAACCGAACUAUGCAGUCUUAUGAAGUUAGCGACACGCUCAGCGGAGGAAAUGUUUUCAUUAUUUAUUGCUAUUGCGUUCACAGUUGAAAGUAUAAGGGCCAUACAUAACAUAUUUAUCAAAAACUAUAGUGGCUGUGAUGCGACUAAUAGUGAUGAGAAUACAACCGCCUUCAAUUUCACGUCCGCAGUAAUCCAGGACAGCGGUGUGUUAUGUCGGCGUGACACCUCAAUACUCUAUAUGCUGCUCAUGUUCGGAACGUUGUGGCUUGGUCUUUUCUUGUACAAUUUCCGAAAAACACCGUAUCUAACGAGAUCUCGUCGUGAAUGGUUGGCUGAUUACGCACUUCCAGCAUCAGUUCUUAUUAUGUCUUUCACCGGUUCCUACUGUUUCGCUGAUAUUGCAAAGGAUCGUUUCAAGUUGCGUGAUGAGGCUCCGAUCAUGCGCCUAGCUGACAUCUUCUCACUUCCGCCAUCCGGUUACUUUGUGUGCCUUCUGUUAGGAUUCUCACUGUCAUUUUUAUUCUUUAUGGAUCAGAACAUCACUUCAGCCAUAGUGAAUAAUCCACAGAACAAGCUGAAGAAGGGACAAACCCAAAACCUCGAUCUGUUUGUCGUAGCACUUUUGAACGUAUUUUUAUCCAUGUUCGGUUUACCAUGGAUGCAUGGAGCACUGCCACAUUCUCCACUCCAUCUUCGAGCGUUGGCCGAUGUCGAGGAGCGAGUUUCUCAGGGUCAUGUACAUGAAGUAAUUAUGAACGUUCGUGAGACUCGUCUGGCAACGUUGAUUGCCCACGUGAUGAUUCUGGUCUCUACAUUCUACUUGAUACCGUAUCCGUUACAGUUAAUUCCAACAUCUGUAUUGCAUGGAUUGUUUUUAUACAUGGCACUCACAUCGUUGUCCGGUAAUGAAAUGUUCGAGCGAUUACUGCUGCUUAUUACUGAGCAGGUCCCGCAACGAAAGGUGCAUCUCUUCACCGCAUGUCAGUUACUGCAGUUGAUCAUUUUGUGCGCGUUCGGUUUUUCUCCAUAUCCAUUUAUUGAAAUGGUUUUUCCUAUUGUGUGCUUCUUCUUUUUACCAAUUAGGUGA
Messenger RNA from Angiostrongylus costaricensis, 1609 nucleotides. NCBI's taxonomy places the organism in Eukaryota, Metazoa, Nematoda, Chromadorea, Rhabditida, Metastrongylidae. The record is from the annotation of a GenBank genome assembly.